AUGAAUUAAACAACUCCUAAAUCUUCAGGAAUCAAUUAUGCAAGUAAUUUUUUCUAAUAUUAAGAAUUAGGAAAAUAAAAAUCGAAGGAAUCUACUAUUUCAAAAACAUUAAAUAAGAAUUUGUAGUUUGAUAAUCAAUAAAAUAAUUAAUAUUGA
Molecule: messenger RNA, 156 nt
Organism: Paramecium pentaurelia
Lineage: Eukaryota; Ciliophora; Oligohymenophorea; Peniculida; Parameciidae
Source: the annotation of a GenBank genome assembly